This is a messenger RNA of Ruditapes philippinarum (Manila clam), 881 nucleotides long. RefSeq lists its product as uncharacterized. Gene Ontology annotation, molecular function: protein dimerization activity. The record is from RefSeq and is a predicted model, not a curated record. NCBI's taxonomy places the organism in Eukaryota, Metazoa, Mollusca, Bivalvia, Venerida, Veneridae. The transcript is spliced from 2 exons. The coding region runs from base 390 to 833 and encodes 147 amino acids.
AUAUGUUUAACAUGAAUAAGGGAAGCCUAGUUCACUAUCAAUUUUAAGAGUUUUUUUUGUGAGCAAUGUCGUUGAAACUGUCUCAGGAUCAUUUUGCUUUUUAAUAUAUACAUGAUAAUCGUAUUUUACUUGGAUUAAACUGCAUAGAUAUUCAGAAAUAAAUUUGGUUGAUGGCUACUUUAACAUUGAAAACAUUUACGACUGUUCAUUAUCAACUUGCAACUGAGUGAAAACAACAACAAAAACUUUACAUCAACAAUCCCACUUAGUGACAGCCAAUUGGUCAUUUUCUUUUUUAAUUAAAAAUAUCUUGUAAUCUGUUUCUGUUCACUGAAUCCCCAAAAUGAAAAAAAUAUUAAUUUUGCAGGCCCUCUUUAAUCUAGCCUGUUAUGGACAGCUUUGUGAAGUGCAUUCUACUGUCCUACCCCUUAGCAUUGGUUUGUCAGGACAUACAGGAGCUGGCCAGGCACUUUGGUGUAGAUAUAGAGCAGUGCAGCAGCCACUGGCACCAGGUACGUGCCAGUCUAGAAGGGACUGAUCAGUCAGCCGACCAGACCAUGACCUGGAUUACUGGCAACCUUUCUACCAGUCAUCCAGCUCUUUACAGAAUUGUUGCUGUGGGUCUCCUCCUCCCAACCUCUACUGCAGAUUGUGAGCAAGGAUUUAGCUGCCUGAAGAGAGUUAAGACUGAAAACAGGAAUUGUCUCUCUGUUAAUGUUCUUAACUAUCUUCUUGUCGUCUCCCUUCAAGGACCCCCAUUAGAAUCUUUCAACUUUGAGAAGGCAGUCAAGGCAUUGAAGGACAACAAACCUAGAAGACAGGCCCACUUUUAAUGAUGUUAAUGAAGAAAAAACAACUGAAAUAUACUCAUUUAAAUGGGA